AUCAUAAUCAUUUGGUAAUGGGCUUCGAUAGAGCGUCAGACGAAACUUGGACCACACUUUUGUUUUCAGCAUAAAAAUCUUGAGUUGAUAAGCCGCCUAUUACAAUCAAAAUCGUUUUCUUUAUUCAUCCAUUUCGGAGGCAAAUGAAUGUUUGAGACGAAUCUUUUGUGAUGAUCCUCCACAUUCCUCCAUUGAAAAUCAAUUUGUGCAUAGACAUCACAGCCGUCAACAAUCAUCCACAGACAGUCUGCAAAAUAUAUCAGCCACAGUCUGCAAUAAUAGAAUGUGGAACCAAAACCACGAUGACGACAAAUCGACUGUUAACAACGGGCAAUCAGGCGAUGAUGACCAAGAUGCAGGCGAGCUCUCCAACCCUGCUUUCGAAAUGACAUCGAUGUCGACUUCACCUGGAGGACCGUCAUUACUUCCAAGACUGUUGAAUGCCUCGGAUGAUGACGAAAGAUCAGUGUCGACUCUGAUGUCGGCGUCUAACAAAGUACGGUUCAGCAAGCAUGGUCUUCAGCUUGAACCAGUCGAAGACGAGAGCGUCUGCGAAAAGAGUUCGACAUCGUCGAACGACAUGAAUGAGCUCAGUAGCUUUCAUGAGAAGCCACGGAAAGUCGCUUUCGAUUUGGAUACUGAUGGCCAAGGGAAAACACCUCACGAUCACGAAGACGAGUUGGUUAUCGAACCUGAUCAUGCCAAUUUCGUCAAUAGCAAAUUGUCGUUUCUUGACACCGAGGUGGAGAAGGAUGAGGAGAGGAAUGUAAAGAAUGGGUUCCUUGGAAAUGUUAAGGCGAAGUUCCCGAAGAAGAAGAGGAGGAAUAAGCUUGGACGGGUGACGUCACCGAUACUCAUGUCCAACUUGGUCGAUGCUGUAAGAAGGGGUGACAUGGAGAAUAUGAAGAACCUCUUGACUGAAAACAGUUCAUUUAAUCUGAAUAAACUGGAUAAAAGUAACCUAGCCCUCCUUCACUAUGCUUCGAUUCAAGAUAAAGAUUUCAUCGCCAGAGAACUUCUACGACGAGGUGCAGACGUCGACGUUCUCAACCUCGACAUCAAAGCCACGCCCCUUCACGCUGCUGCACGGAUGAACAGCGUCAACGUCGCCCACGUCCUUCUCGCACGGUGUGCCGACGUCGAUCGAAAGACCUCGACUGGUCUAACACCGCUUCAUAUCAGUGCUCGACGAGGACAUGAAGAGAUCACGAAAAUCUUGUUAACACUAGGGAGGGCUGAUGUACAUGCCAGAGACGCGGAAAAUGCCACAGCUCUUCAUGCAGGUGCGAUGAGCGGGAAUGAAGCCGUAUGUAAACUAUUGGUCCAACAUGGAGCCGAUAUCAGAGCGAAGGACGUAAAUAGUAUGACGCCACUAAUGAAAGCUGUUGUGAGUGGACAUGUCGCUUUGGUAGAUAUGUUCCUUGAGAGAGCGCACCAAAUUGGUCUUAGUAUCGAAGCAUACAUCAACGAUGAAGACCUAGAUGGCAAUACGUGCCUUCAUCUCGCUGUCUCCAAGCGACGAUCAGAGGUUAUUCAGCGUUUAUUUGGCUAUCGGAUGAGCCCAAAUCUCGUCAAGAAGAACGGCAUGGGCCCCCUUCACAUAGCAGCGAUCAACGGAUCGACUGGUGUAGCUUUACAUUUGAUUCAGAACGGGGCUGAAAUCGACAUGAAAGAUGACGAAGGCAUGACACCUCUUCAUCGGGCAACGUUUUACAACCAAGUGGAGACCAUGGCUCUGUUGGUCCACGAAGGUGCAAUGAUCAAUGAAAUUGAUAACAUUGGUUUUACACCACUUCUCUGCGCUGCCUGUAAGGGCCAUACUCCAGCCGGGGAAUUGCUGCUUUCACGAGGAGCUGAUAUCUUCGCGUUUGACAUGCACCGCAAGUCUCCCUUACACUGGGCCGCCGAGAUGGACCAUCUGGGCUUCGUCGAGUUCUUGCUCAAAAAUGGCGGUUAUCGGCUGCUAGAAAUUACAGACAUCUACGAGCAGACGGCUCUACAUUACGCAGCAGAGGCGGGAAAUGUCGAGAUGAUCAAAAAGUUGAUCCAGUAUGAGGUCAAGGGUGAAGUGAGAGACAUGACAGAGAAAACACCGGUCCAUAUCGCUGCUCGAGCCGGUUAUUUAUCUUGUGUUGAGGAGCUACUCCACCAGACACCAUUGCUCUUAAAUGACGAAGACCAGGAUGGAAUGACUCCGUUACUUAUAGCCUGUUACCAUGGACACAGGGAUCUUGUCAAAAAACUUCUUAAGAUCGGGGCAGACAUUACGAGCGUAAAUGACGAUCAUAGGACGGCCUUAAUGUUAGCAUCAAUGAAUAACCACGUGGAAACUAUGAGUAUACUGAUCGAACAUAACUGCGAUAUACACGCCUUGGACAAAUAUAAGAAUUCCGCUCUUCACCUGAGCGUAGAUGGUGGCCACAUCGGUCCAGCCAACCUUCUAAUCCGAGCCGGAGCUGACCAAUCAGCAUCUAACAACGAAGGUUUCACUCCCCUAGAGCUGGCCAUUGACGGUGACCAUGGAGAGAUUGCUGCUGCUAUUAUCAAAAGUAGAGACUGGAGAAUCGCGAUGCAGAGUAAGGACGAAUUGAUGAUCUCGCCCAUGAAGGCGCUGAUCGAAAAGCUUCCCGACGUCGCCCUCCUCGUCAUGGACCGAUGCGUCCAUAAGACAUACACGGAACAACAUGUUACAUCUUAUGACGUAAAGUAUGAAUACCAAUACAUCGACCCUGGACCAGACGAUGAAUCGACAAGAGCUAAUGGAUAUCGAUACUUCGCAGUUAGGACGAUGUGUCAGUACGGACGGGAAAAACUGCUAGCUCAUGAAUUAUCUCAGAGUGUUUUGAAGAGGAAAUGGAAUCGGUUUGCAAGGGUCUUUUUCUACAUCGAUCUGCUAUUCUAUGUGGCAUUUACAGCGUGCUUAACAACACACAUUACCCUAGCAACCGUGCCACCGGAUGAAGCAUAUUGGGAUGACGUUAACUAUGCGUUGUUGAAAUGUCCGUCCUAUAACCUGUCACUAAAUCCUGCACUAAAGGACACUUUCUUUAACGGAGCUGGGUCCAAUUCUCUAUGGUACGUUAACCCCGCACCGUUCUAUACUGGAUACGCCAUUCUAGUCUACUGCAUUUCAAUGAUUGUUGGAGAACUUGCUGAAAUGUAUACUCUUCGUUUAAUGUACUUCACGGAGAUGGCUAAUCUGGUAGACUGGGCCACACUAUCAACCGCCAUUUGGUUUGUUUUACCUCCGGGUCGUGCCCCAUGUUUUCAUAAUUGGAAUGCUGGUAUCGUCGCCAUUUUCCUGUCUUGGAUGAAGCUUAUUAUGUAUUUAAGAAGUUUCAAGACCUUCGGGCUUUACGUUCUAAUGUUCAUUGAAACCCUCAAAUCUUUGGUGAAGGCUAUGACGGUUUUCAUCAUGUUCGUCAUUGCAUUUACCUUCACAUUUAGAAUGCUCUUCAGUACACAGUACCGAUUUUCCACCACGGAUCUGGCAUUUAUGAGUACGAUGACGAUGAUGCUGGGCGAGAUGAAUAAAGACGACAUCUUCAAUGAGGAAAACGACCUGACACCAUACGCAGUGACGUCAUACUUUUGCUUUCUAGUCUUCAUCUUCUUGAUGCCCAUGGUUCUCAACAACCUCACGAUUGGUAUUGCUGUUGGAGAUAUUGAAGGCAUCAGAAAGAAGGCAUUCAUCAAAAGAAAUUCUGUUCAGGCUGAUUACGUCUAUCAUCUUGAGAACAAGUGUCCGCUUUGGCUUCAGAGAUUUCUGUAUCAAUCAGAAUAUAUCAUCAGAGUUCAGAAGGAACGGUAUCGGAACAAAUUUACAUCAAUGUUCUUUCCACGUGAAGACGAGGCACUCAUUGAACUGGAUGACAAGUCAGAACCAAGAAAUGCCGAACACGUGCUGGAAGAAUUACAGAGACAAAAGUUUACGUUGGCAUCGCUGAAAUUAAUGGUGAGACAACAAGGUGAUAUCCUUCAAAGGCUUGCUGAUAAAGAGGGAGUAGCAUCUAAAGUCCAAGAUAUAAAAGGUCUUACCGAGUUAUUCGAUGAACAGCCUACCGAAGAAACAGACCAGACGGAUCCAAGCUCUUCGAUAGCUUAGCUCUACUUCGCAGCAAGGGAGGGGCCGCGGAACCGCCCCGCCCCCACUAAAAAAAAAACUGUGUACAAAAAUAUACUAUCUAAUUUUGAUUUUUUUUUUGGCACUACCCCCUUCGGCUCACCUACUCCCCUACUUACAAAAUAGUUCCAUGGCCCCUGAAUGGAGUGUUUCAUAUAGCAUCUUGCGAGAUUUUCUCUGGCUAGUUUGCUCCGUGGAUUUUAACGAACAGGGUGAAUGGUGACUCCACACUCCAUUUAAAUAUCUUUGCUUUAUAAAACACCCAUGGCAGUCCACGGCAUUUGUGCAUUUUUAAACUUUUGGUUUUUUUUAAGUUUGCAAUAAAAAGUGUCUUGUAAUAAUAAUAAUAAUAAUAACCAGCAUUAUUUUAAUACCAGGAGUAGUCACUCUCAGAUGUAAGCUGUUCUUCCAGCGAGCCCUGCACGUAAUAUAAUGUGUUGUUUUUUUACCCUUCUUCAUUCUCAUAUGUCGAGUGCCUGACAAGAAGGCAGAAAUUCCGAUUUUUAAAGUCUUUGGUUUGACUCGGGUGCCCGGGGGCCACUUACAUUGACGAGUGGAUACCAUGCGCGACCAAAAAAACACGUAAAAAGGAUGUCUUU
Molecule: messenger RNA, 4722 nt
Organism: Lytechinus variegatus (green sea urchin)
Lineage: Eukaryota; Metazoa; Echinodermata; Echinoidea; Temnopleuroida; Toxopneustidae
Product: transient receptor potential cation channel subfamily A member 1-like
Exons: 27
Coding region: 284-4105 (1273 amino acids)
Biological process (GO): transmembrane transport; monoatomic ion transport
Cellular component (GO): membrane
Molecular function (GO): monoatomic ion channel activity; protein binding
Source: RefSeq, a predicted model, not a curated record